GACGGCGAAUGCCGCUCAGUCUCCAGCCAUCGGCCGCAUUGUUCGCGUUCCGGCGGCUUCGUCGUCGUUAGCUCGUUCCCGCACGUGGUCGCUCUUUCCGUCAGCUAUCACGUUGUUUCGGUUGUGUCCUGUUGCAUCAUCAUCAUUGUGCCCCCUGACGUCGGCGUGACGUCGUUUGUGCUUCGUGUCCUGUGACGUCAUCAUGCUUCGCGCCCUGUGCCUCGCAGCCCUCCUACCAUUCGCCGCUGCCCUCGCCUCGGAGAUCCUCGAAGACAAAGAUUUCUGGAUGUCGCAAGGCGAGAAGGAUUUGAAAUCGUCCCUGGGGAUAACCAGGAACAUGGGCAGAGCUCGGAACGUUAUUUUAUUCGUGGGGGACGGAAUGGGACCCAAUACUAUCACCGCUGCUCGCAUUUAUAAGGCCGGUGAAGAUGGCAGCCUCAGUUUCGAAAAAUUCCCCAACACCGGCUUACUCAAGACUUAUGCCGUUGACAAGCAGGUUCCUGAUUCAGCGUGCACGGCAACAGCGCUGUUCAGCGGCGUCAAAACGAACUACGAGACGGCCGGGGUGGACGCGCGCGUCAAACUCAACGAUUGCGUUGGUUCCCUCCACGAAGAAGCCCGCGUCUCUUCCAUCCUGGAGUGGGCCCAGCAAGCUGGCAAAGACACAGGAUUUGUAACUACAACACGGGUAACACAUGCGACUCCCAGCGCUCUAUACGCCCAUGUAGCUAACCGGCGGUGGGAAUGUGAGGCCAAAAUGCCAAGGAGUUCUUCUCUCUGCAAAGAUAUUGCCAGGCAACUAGUUGAGGAUGAGCCAGGAAGAAAUAUUAAGGUGAUCUUCGGUGGCGGGCGACAAUGCUUGAUGACAAACUCCACUCCCACAGAGCAAGACCCCAUCGACACAUGGGCAUGCAGUCGCCGCGAUGGCCUGGACCUUAUCGACCAGUGGCAAAAUGAUAAAAAGUGGCGUGGGUUUACUUAUGCAUACUUGAAUCAAAGUGGCGACUUGGACUCUCUUGAUAUCGAUCAUGUCAGCUUCGUCAUGGGAAUUUUUGCUAAUGGACACUUAAAGAUGGAAAACGAAAGGGAUAAAUCGAGAAAUGGAAUGCCAUCUCUUUCAAAGAUGACUGAAACUGCUAUUCGAAUGUUACGCAAAAAUGAAAGAGGAUUUGUUCUUGUGGUAGAGGGAGGUAUGAUUGAUUUUGCUCAUCACCGAGGUCAUGCGCGACAAGCAUUGGAAGAAACUAUCCAGUUUAAUCAAGCCAUUGAAAAGACACUGACGCUGCUGCAUGAAAUGAAAGCGAUUGAUGACACACUCGUAAUUGUGACGAGUGAUCAUACACACUCCUUGACAAUUAAUGGGUAUCCAGAGCGAGGAGGGAAUAUUUUAGGUGUUGCUCAGACUUCUCGGGAGGAUAAAAUUCCAUACACAACACUAAUGUACGCGACCGGUGGAAUGAAUAAUUUCCAAUAUGAGCGGAAAGGUUCUGGAUUUACAAGGAAAGAUCCAACGACAGUUGAUACAACCGCCUGGGACUACUCGCACAUUGCAGCGGUGCCUGAUGACGAGGCACAUCAUGGAGGUGGUGAUGUAGCAGUCUACGCAACUGGGCCGAUGGCACAUUUAUUCCAUGGCGUUCACGAACAAACCUUUGUAGCUCAUGUGAUUUCCUACGCAGCACAAAUUGGACCACACAAAGGAUCUAGCGCUCCUGGUUCCAGCCAAAAUAUAUUAGGAUUAUUGAUUGGCUUUUUGUUAAUUUUUCUCAUGUCCUGAUAUCUCAUUGACUUUGGUAUCUCUUAAAACAAAACAAAAACAGGAGUUCAAUACCAGUGGCCAGACCUGAAGAUUGAGUAAUUUAUCAAUCAAUGUGGCUCAUUUUGUUACCAAUGAAGUUGUAAUGAUUGGCCUGCUAGUUUUCUUCGAGCUACUUCAUAGCCUGUAAUAAAUGCACUACAAACUUAAAAGAACUCAAAGUUCUGAUAAUUGGAUUUUAUGUUCUGCCAAUUGAAUACCGUAGAGACUUUAAGAGACUGUACCAGCAGAAUGAAGAUAAUUUUAAAAUAAACCGAUCAGAAAAAAAAACAUAUAAUAAAAUUGUUCUGCAUGUUUCAAUGAUCCUGAAAACGUAAGCUCUCUCCUCUUAUUUCUUAUCAUGAGAAGUGCAGUAAUACCUCAACUGUUGAAUGAAUUGUGACAGAAGCCCAAGCUGGAGACCAAAAACGUCUUAAAAUUGAUACUGUAUAAAAGCACACUAAGUGCGUACAGAAAAAAUGAAAAAAACUAGAAAAAUAUGAAGUAAAAACAAGAAACAUAUCAGAUUAAUAUGUCUCAUUGUCACACCGGAUAAUUGAUGAGCGGAUAAUCGAGGCAUUACUGUACCAACAAAAACAGGAAUUCAACGACUUUAGAAAGUAAUUCUCAAAAAUCAGCUUCCUUGUUGUUCGUAAACUAUUUGAGAAUUUCUUCCAGAUGGUAAGAAAAAGGAAAAUAUAACAAUUUAUGGACCCCAUGAUCAAAGAAAAAUUGCUUGGGAGGGGAAUAAAAUGAAAUGUAGAAAACAAUUUAAAGUAUUGUAGAUAACGAGGUAGAAUGGGAACAAAAAAUUCAAGUUCCUCUUGGAAGCAAGACUGAAAGUUCCCAUAAAUAGAAAAAGUCUCAGCAAACUUUACUUCAUGGUUGAUAUUUAUGUUAUUACUUGAAUAAGUAAUUUUGUUAUUGUGUGUAUUCUGUAAAUACUUGUAUUUAAAAAGUGAUGUUAACAUUUUGUACAAAAACCCAAUAAAACCUUAAAAUUAAUUUGAACAGAAGGUUCAAUCAACGC
Molecule: messenger RNA, 2825 nt
Organism: Bemisia tabaci
Lineage: Eukaryota; Metazoa; Arthropoda; Insecta; Hemiptera; Aleyrodidae
Gene: Alp12
Product: Alkaline phosphatase 12
Biological process (GO): dephosphorylation
Molecular function (GO): alkaline phosphatase activity
Source: RefSeq, a predicted model, not a curated record